This is a messenger RNA of Anopheles funestus (African malaria mosquito), 2396 nucleotides long. Its product is annotated as zinc finger protein Xfin-like. Gene Ontology annotation, cellular component: nucleus. The record is from RefSeq and is a predicted model, not a curated record. The transcript is spliced from 2 exons. The coding region runs from base 212 to 2317 and encodes 701 amino acids. NCBI's taxonomy places the organism in Eukaryota, Metazoa, Arthropoda, Insecta, Diptera, Culicidae.
UGUUUAUUAUCUGCCUGUUUUUAUAUUAUGCCGUACUAUUUGUGCCACUACUGGACUGUUUUAUCUUAUUCAACUGCGAGUCCAACUGGUAAACUUGUGCACAGCAAAACAGAUAGUCGUCCUUUCGUGCGGAAAGGUAGAGACCUGCGGUAUGUUUAUGGUUGCAGAAGCAUUAUCGUUUUCGCAUUGGCCGGAAAAUUAAAUCAACAAUAUGGAGCAACUGCAUCGUGCAUUUCGAUGCCAUUGCUGCAACGAAUUCUCCGACGAUUGGAGAAAACUUGAAACCAGCGUGAUGACGAUAGGAAAAGCUGUUUUAAUUUGCGAUAUGAUCGACAUUUUUCGGCUUCCACAGGAUUGGAGUAUUAAAAAGAACGAUGCGAUAUGUUUAGCUUGCCUGGAACGGCUCGAAUAUUGCUACCAAUUCUAUGCAACGUUACUAAACACAACGGCCAAAGAAAGUAAUAAUUCCAAUGAUCAAACUCCCACGGAAGCAGAUACCUUUGUGCAAUGUUCCUUCUGUGAUAUUUCGUUUGUUACCAAGGUGGAUUUUGAAAAACAUUUAAAAAUACAACAUUCUCAGUCAACACAUCAAUUCUACUAUUGCCAAGCAUGUAAAAAAACAUUUAAAACCAACCGUGGCAUGCUUCAGCAUUGUACAAUCUACCACGAUGCUCAGGAAAAAUACGUAUGCCACAUUUGCGAACGACAGUUUAUCACUAAAACCAACUAUCGGAACCACAUGCGUUAUCACAAAGAUCAUGUUUGCGGCUUUUGUAACAGCGGAUGGAUGGACGAGACCAACCUGUUGGAACAUGUGCGUACUACGCACAAGGAUCGUUUGUUCGUUUGUCGGUUUUGCAACCGAAAGGAAAGGCUGAAGAAGUGUCUCAACCGACAUCUACGUUCAGUCCAUCAGCAGGAAUCGAAUCCAUAUUUCUGUGGUCACUGUGGGCAGGAAAAUUGUUUCUACGAGAGCUACGAAAUGCUUACGGACCAUUUACAGCAACAACAUCGCGAAGACGGCGGAAACGUUCACGGGAAAGAUUCAUACGGGACCUUGUUGAAUGAUUCCUUGCUUGCGAAAGAGUUUGAGCUUCAAGAAAUGAAUGUAAUUGGUAAAGAACAGGAGCAAUUUUUGCAAAAUUUAAAUUUGCGGAGGAGCGGCAAUGAAAAAAAGGAAAUUUCUCGCCCGUUGGAACCAAGAAUCGAUCAAAGGAUGAUUCUGGAAGAUUUUCUCGACGAAGCGUUCGAGAAUGACGAGAUCUGGAAUAAGUACAUCGAAAACGGGGAAGAGUAUUUGAUCGAUGAUUAUGAUUUCUAUUUGAAGGGAAUUGAAGGCAGCACCACGGAACAAGAAUUGUGCAUGUAUUUAUGUCCACAAUGUCAGCGAGGAUUUCAAAAGCAAAAUCAUUUAACAGUUCAUCUGGCCGAGGACCAUAACGUGCCCAGCCUGGUGUGCAACGAUUGUGGAGCUAGCUUUACUCGCUUAUCAAACUAUAGAACUCAUCGACGGGAGCAUCUGAAAGACAAUGUUCGUUUUCGCGAAAGCAAUAUUCCCGAAAUGGAGGAAGCUCUGUCACUCGUGCAAAGCACAUCGCUGGGCUACUCGGUACAUGAAGAAGAUGGUGGUUACAUUUUCACAUGCAAUUUGUGCGACCGCAACUUCCAACGGAAGCAUAAUCUUGAAAAGCACAAAUGUCGAUUCUACGAUCGUCACCAACAGCAGACAUCUACAGAUGGACAAUGUAUUGAGGAAUCCGAACAGGAUCCUUGCUCAAUUUCUCAGCUCCAAACGACAUCAAUCACUGAGAUGGACACACUUCAACGCACGCAUCGAUCAAACAUUGGAGCACCGGAACGUAAGCAGGAAGUCAUCUACUGUAUGCUAUGCGAUCGCCGAUUUAGCUCCACCUCUGGUUUGAAAUAUCAUCUAAAGCGACACACGGGUAUUAAAGCGUUUGCGUGCCUGUACUGUGAGAAAAGGUUUACAGCAAACUCGAACCUGCACGCUCAUAUUCGAAAUGUGCAUAGCGAGAGAAAGGAUUUUCGUUGUACCGAUUGCAACGAAACGUUCACUACUAAAGAUCAUCUCAAUAAGCAUCAACGAUCUCGGCAUCGCCAGGAUCGUGCUUUCGUUUGUGGUGAGUGCGGUAAAAGCUACUUGCAAAAAUCACAUUUGAACGAGCAUGUAGCAGCGAGUCACCGAGAAGAUCGCUACUUGUGCAACGUUUGCAACGGCUCUUACGCUAGUAAAAGUUCUUUGAAACGUCAUCAGGCUAGGCAGAAGCAUUACAUUCAGCAAGAAGAAAAUAUAUGAAUAUGUUCCUAAAAUAUCAGAAUUGUAUCAGUAUUUUUUCUAUAAAUGCACCGAAUCCAUUAUUCCUUGAUGAAAACGC